UCUGAACGGGUGUAGAUGUACAGCCUCAUUGGGAGCGUUCUCUUUAACGGGCUCGGCCUGCGCUUUGCCUCGUCUAACAUUAAAAGCCUUUGCUGCUCCUUCUCCCUCUUUCCUGGCAGGAACCUUUGCGCUGGGUUACGUAAACGGGCGGAGGGUGUUACGCGUUGCUCGUGGCCAACGCAGACGGGCAGGGGCAGCAUGGCAGCGGGGCAUCUGCAGCAGUUCUGGGGGGCGGCGGGGCUGAGCCUGUCCCGCGGAGUGCUGAUGAGCCGCUUUGCGACUCUUCGGCCUCUUGGCCUUUUGGUCCCACCGCGGCCUCGGCCGCUAGUGAUCGGGGUCCGUGGGCUUGCGGACGAGGGUGGCCUGGGAACGAACCCUUUCUUCGAGAAAUACCGAACUAAGAUCCAGGAACUUCGCAGAUCCAAUCCAGAUCUUUUUGAAUCUCGCAUGGAGCAAAAGAAUGAUUUGAAAAAGCAGCCAGUGGGAUUCUCAAAACAGGCAGAGUUUGUCAGAUGCAUGGAGGAACAGACCGCGAAAGCAAAACAAACAAAAUCAGGAUUUACAAAAAAUAAGACACUUGAUUCUAUACUUAAUGUUGAGAUGAUGAAACAGAAGAAGCCUGAAGAAAUAAAGCAGAUAUGGAAGCAAUACUUUUCUGGAGAAGACACAGUUUAUGCUGUUAUUCCUGGAAAGACUUUUGAUGUGAUGUGGAAGCGGAUUCAGAAUUGUCCAUCUUUUCUUUAUGCACUGCCAAGGAAGGAAGGGUAUGAAUUUUUUGUUGGACUCUGGUCAGGAACAGAACUCCACUUCACUUCUCUGAUAAACAUUCAGACUCAAGGUGAUACUUCUCCCAGCCAGUUGAUUUUGUAUCAUUAUCCUGAGCUUCGGGAGGAAAAAGGAAUUGUACUGAUGACUGCAGAAAUGAACUCUAAAUUCUUGAAUGUGCAGGAAGCCCAAUGUCUGGCCAGCCAGGUUCAGCUCUUCUAUGCCACAGAGCGUCAAGAGACCUAUUGGUUAGUGGAAGCAUUUAACCAUCAGCCAAAUGAAUUUAAAUACAUGUCUGUAAUAAGUGAGCUUGAACAGAACAGAAUUGGGCAAGAACUGAGGCCUCAGGAGGAUCUGCCAUCACCAACCGCUUGAGAGGUGUAGCGGCUUUAACCAAAGACUACCGGCAUGGCAAGAGAUACCACCAUGGGACAGAGUUGCUAUUCCUUCCAGAAACAGUGCCAUUAAAAAGGAUGUCCUUGGCACCCAGUGGGGAAAAGAACCUCUUAUAAAGGAGACUACUUAAUACUGUGAGGAUGUAGAGGCACUUGUGCAGCCCCAUCUAUAUCUGAAUGUUAGAAGAAUGGAUAAGCAUUUAUGAUCACUAUGAAGUAUUUGAAAUUUCCUGCUCUCAGUUGCACACAGGUGGUUGGGUGUUAGCAUUCAUGAAGUUUCCACAUAUCUCUUGUUCAGCAAAAAAUGAGACUGAAAAAAAAAGAAGGGCCAAGAGGGGCUUUGGUUGAUGGUGUGAUACAUUCCUGGAUAUGGUAAAAAGUGCUUACUAUCAGUGACAUGCUAUCAUUUAUAGCCUGAAUGAGAAAAAGUUCCCACCUCAUGGAGCAGAACAGAUAAAGAAGUUCAGAGCAGGACUAAAGCCUGUGCUAGAGUCACGCUGAAUAUUCUUAAGCAUAUCCAAAAAUGUCUCAAGCCAAAAAUGAGAGGUGAUUUUUUAAAAAAUGUGAUGGAGUGGAGUCUUCCAUGAAAGACUGUUGAGUAUUUACUGAAGUGUUUCUGGCAAUCUUCUGUGUAAUUCUAAGUAAAAGGAUGAUGUUGGGAUAAUGAAGUUGUGGGAGAAAAAAAUAUCGAGGCCUUUAAUCACAUAAAGUGGAAAUAUCAAUUUUUCCAUCUUAGAAAUAAACCCUGCAUAUGGUUAAACUGGAUCUAAUGUGACCUUUGCUCCUCCUCCAUGAAACUAAAGCAUACUUUCUAUUAUCUUACUUUCUCUGUCCUUUCCUGCUUUUGUAAUGAGUCACUUCACUGAUAAUGUGAGCAGGAAAAGAGCAGAAAUCAGGGGAGGAGCCAGAUUGACUCCUUUUCUUGGGCUUGCUUCAAAAAUAAAUAUCGGUAAAAGGAUAUUGCCAGCUAUUUUAGUUAAAUAGGAAGAUCAGGGAAAACACUUGGAGAUUGUGAGAGUAUUUCCUAAAGAUUUCCUUGUGAGUUUUAAUUAUGUACUCUUUGUGCAACUUGUGUUCACCUGCUGAGCAAUACAUGCUAUCAAGAAAAUCAUAAAUUGAUUGCUCAGGCAAAUUAUUCAGAACAUGAUAGGGGAUUCUCAUUCUCUGAAAACCAAAGUAUUGCAAAGACUUCAAUGAAAAGUAGAGUGGAGAGUGAGCAAGAAAGUAGGGGAGGCAUGCAGGUUGCUUCCUGAAUUAUAGAAAUUAGUAAUCAUGUGUGUUGAUUAAUUUAUAUAUUUGCUUCUGAAUAAAACAGUACUUCUGCAGAUGAA
Molecule: messenger RNA, 2491 nt
Organism: Python bivittatus (Burmese python)
Lineage: Eukaryota; Metazoa; Chordata; Lepidosauria; Squamata; Pythonidae
Gene: ATPAF1
Product: ATP synthase mitochondrial F1 complex assembly factor 1
Biological process (GO): mitochondrial proton-transporting ATP synthase complex assembly
Cellular component (GO): mitochondrion
Source: RefSeq, a predicted model, not a curated record